AAAGAUAUUGAUAGUGGGGAGUAUGCCCACAAAGCCAUAAGUGAAAAAAAAAAAGAAAAAAGAGAAAAAAUAAUGGAAACUCACAAUAAUUCCUUCUUCUUCCCCCCUGUGAUGAAGCUAAUUACUUUGCUACUGUUUUAUUAUUGUUUUUUAUUUGAAGGCACAAAAGCUAAUACACAAUUCCAUACUCUUCAAAUCAGCUCUCUUCAACCAGCAUCACUCUGCACUCCAUCCACUGCUUCAGGUUCAAGCAAGAAGCAAUCAACAUUAGAGGUCAUACACAAGCAUGGUCCAUGCUCUAUUCUAACUCAAGACAAGUCCUCCACCACCACCACCGCCGCGGCAUCGCCGCCACUAAGCGAGAUCCUAACCCACGACCAAUCGAGGGUUGAAUCAAUCCAAUCUAAACUCAAGCCCAACUCGAAAAAACCCAACAAACUCAACGAAAAGAAAACCAACAUCCCCGCCCAAUCGGGCAAGUCCCUCGGCUCGGGAAAUUACUUAAUCGCCAUUGGCCUCGGCACCCCCAAGAAAACCCUAAACCUAAUCUUCGACACGGGGAGCGACCUCAUGUGGACACAGUGCCAACCGUGCGCCCGUUCAUGCUACACACAAAAGGACCCGAUAUUCAACCCUUCUCUCUCCGGUUCCUACUCCAACAUUUCGUGCAGUUCGGCUCAGUGCUCUCUGCUCACCUCCGCCACCGGAAACAACCCCGGCUGCACCGCUGCCUCCACCUGCGUCUACGGCAUUCAGUACGGCGACAAGUCAUUCUCCGUCGGAUUCUUCGCCAAAGACACACUCACAAUCACGCCAAACGACGUUUUCCCGAAUUUUUUAUUCGGAUGCGGCCAAAACAACCAAGGGCUUUUUGGGAACACCGCCGGAUUAUUAGGGCUCGGCCGAGACUCCUUAUCUCUCGUUUCUCAAACUUCGCAGAAAUACGGGAAGUACUUCUCGUACUGCCUACCGUCAACAUCGAGCUCAACGGGUCACUUAACACUCGGCAAAAAUAACGGAGGAGCUGCUUUGACUUCUUCGACGGUCAAAUUCACCCCUUUCGCCACCUCGCAGGGGAGUUCGUUCUACUUCAUAGAUAUCGUAUCUAUAAGCGUGGGUGGGGCCCAGCUGCCGAUCGGCCAAUCAGUUUUCAAGGCUGCCGGAGCGAUCAUCGACUCCGGCACGGUGAUCAGCCGCCUACCGCCAGCGGCGUACAGUGCCAUGAGCUCGGCUUUCCGGCAACAGAUGAAGCAGUACACGAGUGCCCCCGCGUACUCGAUACUGGACACUUGCUUCGACUUUGGUAAUCUUACGAGUGUAUCUAUUCCGACGAUAUCGUUUGUAUUCUCCGGCAAUCUGAGGGUGGACUUGCAUCCCUCCGGGAUACUUGUGGCGGUUAGCUCGACUCAGGCUUGCCUGGCGUUCGCCGGAAAUGGAGAUGCCGGCGAUGUGGGUAUUUUCGGGAAUACGCAGCAGAAGACUUUGGAAGUGGUGUAUGAUGUGGCUGGAGGGAAGCUGGGAUUUGGGAGUGGUGGAUGCAAUUAAGGACUUUUAAUAUAUAUUAAUUAUACUUAAUUAUCUUUAAAUUAAGGGGUAAACAAUGUAUAGUGAUCAUAGGCUGUGGUGGUAACAAUGCAUAAAGUUGUGGUUGCUGGAUUAUUGAGGAAAAAUAAAAAAAUAAAAUUAUUAUUUUCUUCUAAAUA
Messenger RNA from Erythranthe guttata (spotted monkey flower), 1703 nucleotides. RefSeq names its product aspartyl protease family protein At5g10770. Gene Ontology annotation, molecular function: aspartic-type endopeptidase activity. Gene Ontology annotation, biological process: proteolysis. The record is from RefSeq and is a predicted model, not a curated record. NCBI's taxonomy places the organism in Eukaryota, Viridiplantae, Streptophyta, Magnoliopsida, Lamiales, Phrymaceae.